AUGUCUUGGGCGUGUUUGGUGUCGCUUGAGACGGUAGCCAAGGAUGAAAAGUUUUCUGCCAGCAGAAAGGACAUAAAAGGUAAGAAAAUAGGUCUUGUUUUUUCCAAGCCAGCCUAUCGCAGGUAACAUCACAUUUAGUUUAGGAAGACAUGUCUUUGGAAAGACCCAUUACAGUCCACUAGUUUUUUGUAAGGUCGUCAUGAUUGAGCGCUUACCAAUCAAUCAAUUCCGUGCUUAGCUCUGUAGUUACUGAUGCUUCCCUCCGCAACCCUCAGCCGUCUGCGCUCUCUCCUCUCAUCCCACUGCGCAUGCUCCUCUUUCCUCUCCUCACACGCCUGAGUGCCUGCCUUGAAUGCAAGCCUCCAGAGCUGUCCGUUUACGACAGCGUUUGUUAGGAGACAUUCAGACUAUAUUGAAAACGUUCGUCCCAGGUUCUUUGAUGCAAUAACUGGUUUCUUUCAAAUUUUUGAACUUCCAUGUCGAGCCAAUUACCAUUUCCCACCGCCAGGUGGUUCAAAUCAAAGGAAGACUAUCGUCAACUCGUGGGUUCGUUGUUUAGAAAAUAGUCAAACAGUCAAUUAUCAAGUCUGGCUUUUAUAAUGUAACGUACUGGAUUUACCGUUUGCCUCACAUAUACUGAUAUAUCGCUAACUAUGUAUAGAAAUCAAUGAUAAAUAAACGUUGAAUUACCUUACCUGUGGCAUGUAGUCGUCCUUUUGCCUCAAAAGCGGUUUUUUGAGCGAUUUUUGAAGGAGUUUGAGUUCGCCGUUGACUGUGCCUUAUAAAAGAAGGACACUUGUCCUAGGUAAUUCAACGUUUAUUUAUCAUUGUUUUAUAUAUACAUAGUUACCGACAUAUUGCUAUAGCAACCUCGUCCCCAGGGCUUUUCCUUCAAAAAAUGGGUGGGGCGGGAAAAGGCCCUGGCAUCGGCUGGUCACGUGUACAAGCUAAAUAUUCCUGAGAAGCUAAUUUAUAUGCAACCCGCUGGUUUUGCGCUGACAGAAGGGGGUAACAAUGGAAAAUAAUAACAUCGCGAACUAUGUCAAUAUAUUUGCGUGUGUGUGAUUCAAAAGCUUAAGAUCAAUUUUAAUAAUUGCGCAUUAUUCAAAUGCUAGAAGUUUAUGAAAGGGUGUACCGGCUCUACGUUGUCACGUACCAAAUAUAUAAAAUGCUUUAGCGUUCACGAUAAGCUGUUAUCGACUAGUACUUCAACUAAACUUCAUCGUGACUGUGGAAUUACUCUACGAUCAAGCGGAAAGUGAUUUUGUCCAAUGUCAAGCAAAAAUGUAGGCCUUUGCCUCCAGGAUCUGCGGUGAAUUCAAAUAAAUUGGACUUAAUUGAAAUAGAAUUGUUCAUCAAAAUGCUUUAUGGAGUCUGAUCGUCUCUACAACCCGACCAUGAAACAAACAAAUCUCCGCGCCGAAUGCAAGUCAGCCUCCAACCAAGAACGAUGACAGGCCGCCGAUCUGAAACAGUUUGAAGACCUCUUAUGUCUUUUCUCUUCCGAGGAUAAGUACAAAGGAUUUUCCUUAUAUUAAAGAGAAGAUUGACUGAUCGAUUGGAAUCAACUACAGCUCUGUCGAUUUUAAAUGGACCCAGAUCUUUCUUUGUUGCCAGUCGUUUGAUCGCAAAGGUCAAUGAAUUUCUUCAAAAAUACUGGUCAUACAGGAUAAGUCUAAACCAACGCGUGUCGCUAUGAUAUGGCUGAGAGUUAGGGUGAAUAGAACUAGGCUGUGUACGGCGGCCCACUUCGCAAGAAAUGAAAUAAAAUAUCAGAAGAGUCGAGAAAGCGGAAUUUUCUAGUACAACCUUUAUGCAUGUUCGAUAGCUUGUUUAUUUGUCAUUUAUACCGCUCUAUAAACAGAAGUUUUACAAAUGUUACUCGCUGUCCCCUUCAUAGAAAUCGAAGGAAUGGUAAAAAUUACCAUAAACAGUAUCUGUGACAAAGAGGAAACCUUGUAAAACUUUUCGUUAAUCGUCAAGAGAUAUAAAAGGUCGACCAAGAUCGCGCUCUGUGAGGUUACGCAUAAUUUUAGCUUUUCACAUGGCUCUAAUUUAUUACACCCAGGAUUUUAUGGUGUACGAGGAGACACGUGACCAGCCGAUGCCAGGGCCUUUUCCCGCCCCACCCAUUUUUUGAGGGAAAAGCCCUGGGGACGAGGUUGAUCGCUAUAGGUGAGUCAAACGAUAAAUCCAGUACAUUUACUAUAAGGUUCUUCAACAAAAAUGACUGAAUCAGCUACAUAAACAGAUUGUGUGAGUCCCCUGUGACUACACCAGGAAGGUUACCUGCAAAAAAAAAUUCUGUUGAGUUGAUUGUUUAGGGCGCUUUGAAGCUAUAGAUGGUUUUCAUAGUGACGUCAUCAAAUUGUAAAGUCAAAAUAGCGAGGUUUUACGAAUUCUUAUGUACACUAGGUUGAAGAUAAACACAAAGUAAAUCUUUGUACAAGUUUCCAUUCCUGUAGCAUGUUUCAUUUCGAAGAUACAGCAAUUUGAACUUCCGAGUUUUCACAGUGCGUGACACAAAAACGGUGUACCAAUAUGGCGUCUCCAUACAAAGCUCUACAAAGGUGCGUGAAACGUUUCGGCAAAUAACUCAGAAACUUUGGGCCACAAAGACCUGAGACUUAGACAAAUUGUUUAAAAAUUAGUCUUUUAAAACAUUUCAUUUUCCUGGCUUCUUCCACUGGACGGUUUCCAAUUUUUAUUUUUUGUUGCGUGACAGUGAAAACGAUCUAUUUGUCUCCUCGUGACAAGAUUUCAUCGAUUAUGUUCGUGAUCCACAAUGAUCCACAGCUGAUAACUGGUUAGUGGGGCUCAUGGAACGACAAAGCUGCGAAAAUGAAAGAAAAUUGUCUCCCCCUGGAAACCUCACUUUAACGUUCGCUACCUUCCAAUAAUACUUAACUUUACAAUUGACAUGACAAGCAAAUGAGUAACUUACCGGCUGCGGUAUAGGAACUAUGAAACUGCUGAAACUGUCCCUCUUUUGACUCUUGACUACCAACCUCGUUUAAAACAUUCACGAAUGUCUAACCAAGACGUCGCAUAUUCAAGAAUGCUAAGAAACUCUUUAACACGUUUAUCGCCAUUUCCUUUUAAAGCGUGUUCAGAAAGAAUCAUAGCUUUUCACUAUCUAGCGCUCACAGCAUUCCAGAAUAAAAACUUUUGGCCGCCAUUUUAAUUUGCAAGCAUGUUGGAUAGGGUGCUACGCGGCGGGGACUGGGAACUGGUAAAACAGCGAAACAAACUUAAAAACUACCAAACAAACUACCGAACCAAACUACCCGACAAAUCGAGUUCUCCGGAGGCUUUCGAGACAAAAAUACCCAGCGAGCAGAGGAUACAUUUUCGCUGUAUGAGCUGGCGUGCGAAAAGUAGCCUCUGCCGACAACCGUUCAAUUUUCUAUCUUGCAUACGCGAAAUUCGUCACGCGAUUCGCAAGCAAAAUUAAUCGUCAGGUUUGUCGUCAAAUGGCGCGAGUUCCGCGGGAAUAAAAAAAUUGCGACAACUUUGAUCUGCUACGCAAGACUCACGAAAACCCGUUUUUUUAAUUUAUUCGUCCAGAUUUCUGGACGGAUUUGAAGGGUUGUCGGCAGAGGCUACUUUUCGCACGCUAGCUCACACAGUGAAAAUGUAGCCUCUGCUCGCAGGGUAAGACAAAAAUAGGCAGCUGCCCUGUGCGGGCCGGAACUAGAAAUACGUGAAUCGCAGAGCCUCGUGGAUCAGAGGUUUAAGGGUCAGAAGUAGAAAUAAAUGGAAAGAAGCCAAUAGGAAAAGGAAGAUAUCAUAUAUAUUAAAAAACAAACAAAACAAGUAAGCAAACAAAACAAAAGAACAACGUAAAAAUAGGAAGGGUACUAAGUAGGAUUCGAACUCACCUUCGGCUCGAUGUGACUCAGUGUACCACUAUAGUACUAAGGAUGAUUAAGUAUGUCGUGUGAAAAGCCUUUUCCACGGAACUUCCUCCGUCAUUCAAACACCGUUUAAUUCUGAUCGAGCCGUAUUAACCGGGCUAUUGACAGUAUAUACCAAUGUAAACGUAUUUGGAAGCUUAUAUUCAAAAUCACCCAUGUGUUAGGAAUUGGGAUUUUACAGGCGCAAAAUAUUUUCACUUUUUUUUCUUUACAAUAAAACAGGUGCGAACUCCUCAGAGUGGUUUAAACCUGCCGAAGACGAGGGUUACAAGAGGACAAUAGCACUUCAAGACCGCACGGGAAGAAAAGCCAGAGUCAAGGUCGAUCCGAGGACUAGGAGUCAUGCUACUCAUGGGACUGGUGGUGGGGGCAGGGGUGGGACUGGUGGUGGGGGCAGGGGUGGGACCGGUGGUGGGGGCAGGGGUGGGACUGGUGGUGGAGGCAGGGGUGGGACUGGUGGUGGGGGCAGGGGUGGGACUGGGCAUGGGAGUAGAAGUGGGGCUGGCGCCAGUGGGUCUAGUGGACUUGGUUCCCGAUGCAGGGCGCUACCAAGCGAUCCUGGCUACAUAUAUAUCAUACAAAUGAGUGGCUCUUACAAUGGGCACUACCAAGCGCCACCGUUCGCGAAGGUGGGUUUUACAAACAAUUGCCAGCAACGAUUAGGCAACCUUAAAGCUGGGAACCCUUACCAACUGACAUGUUAUAAAACUUACCAUGUUUGCAACAAGGAUGCAGCAGAAACCGCGGCCCACAACUCAAUAAGAGGCUCUAGAGUUCAAAUGGGAGGGGGAACAGAAUGGUUUUAUUACACAUCAUUA
Messenger RNA from Porites evermanni, 4735 nucleotides. The record is from the annotation of a GenBank genome assembly. Lineage: Eukaryota; Metazoa; Cnidaria; Anthozoa; Scleractinia; Poritidae.